CAGCAAAGCCCUGAGCAAGGUGUUUGUGUACAACCACAAGCAGGCAGAGUGGAGGGAGAUGGCGUCCAUGACGACCCCCAGAGCCAUGUUCGGGUCCGUUGUCCACAACAACCAGAUCCUGGUGGCUGGGGGGGUCAACGAGGAGGGGCUCAUCGCUUCAUGUGAAGCCUACGACUUCGCAGCAAACAAGUGGGAGCCCUACACUGAGUUCCCCCAGGAGAGGAGCUCUGUUAACCUGCUGAGUAACGGCGGCUCGCUGUACGCUGUGGGCGGCUUCGCCAUGGUUCAGAACGAGGACAACGAGGUGGCUCCCACUGAGGUCACUGACGUCUGGCAGUAUGAGGAGGAUAAGAAGCAGUGGAGCGGGAUGCUGAGGGAGAUGCGCUACGCUGCCGGCUCCUCCUGUGUGUCCAUGAGCCUCAACGCUGCCAGGAUGCCCAAACUGUAGACAGAAGCACUUUCUUUCUUUCUUUCUAACCCCCCACCAACACCUCCUGACACCCGCCUCAUCCCCCAGCGCUGCCUCCGAGUCGUCUCAUCCUCUGCACUCACAUUUCUGUGUCGAGUUGACCUUUGACAUUAAUUUUUCUUUACUAUAAACACUCAGUUUCUCUUGAAAGACUGCACUAUCCCCACAGUAUUAAAAAAAAAAAAAAAAAA
Messenger RNA from Notothenia coriiceps (black rockcod), 660 nucleotides. Its product is annotated as kelch-like protein 41b. The transcript is spliced from 3 exons. The record is from RefSeq and is a predicted model, not a curated record. Gene Ontology annotation, molecular function: protein binding. The coding region runs from base 59 to 448 and encodes 129 amino acids. Lineage: Eukaryota; Metazoa; Chordata; Actinopteri; Perciformes; Nototheniidae.